AUGUCUCUUCCAUUGAAACCGAUAUCAAUUGAUAUUAAUGCUAAAAAAUUGAGUUCAGUUCAAAAAAAAUAUAACCAUAAUAUCACGAAAGCGUUAGAGAACUUUGAUUAUGUUACAGAAUGGGCAGAUUAUAUUGCCAGUUUGGCUAAAUUAUUGAAAGUAUUACAAUCGAUUCCAGUCAAUAAUUCCACAGAUGAGAUUGCCAUACCGCAACCUUAUCAGAUCAGCAAAUGUUUAUGUUCAUCACUAUCUUCGGAUCUCCCGGCAGGGGUGCAUCAAAAGACGUUGGAAGUUUAUAUGUUCAUAUUUAAAAGAAUAGGUGUUGAUACAUUAGCUGCUGAAAUUAACAUUUGGAUUAGGGGUAUAUUAUCACUCAUGACCCAUGCAGCACUGUCGGUUAAAAUUCCAUUGAUUGAGGUAUAUGAGAAAUAUUUAAUAUGUCUUCCUUCAAGAACAUUGAAAAUAAUAAUUAAACCAUUGUUAUCGAGUUUAUUGCCUGGAAUUGAUGAUGAUAGUAGUGAAUUUCAAUCUAGAAUUAUUAAAUUAAUAGAAACACUAAAAGUAAAUCUUGAUGAUGAUUCACUUUUUUGGCAAUCACUAUAUUUAAUAAUGAUUACUGAUAAAGAACGGAGAUUAGGGGCAUUGGUAUGGUUAACAAAAAAAUUUCCAUCCUUAAAUAUUGCUUUGAAUGAAGAUGAGAUCUUUACUUCAGUGAAGAAUCAGGAAGAUUUAAAUUUCAAUACGAAAAGAAAGUUGAUUACAAAUAAAUUACCUGAAAAUAUUAAAGAAGUCAUAUAUCCUGAAUCGGCUUUACUUAUCCGCGCAUUAGUCUCAUGCUUAGAGAGUUAUAACGAUACCUUGGUUAAAAGAGGUAUACUUGAUUUACUUUUACAGCGUAUUCCAUUAAAUUCUGUGGUAUUAUCAUACAUAAUUACACCAAGUGAGAAAAGAUUGCUGAUCAUUUCAUGUUGUAAGAUUACAUUGAACAAAGAUAUGUCCUUAAACAGAAGAGUUUUAAGUUGGUUAGUAGGACCUGCUAUGACAGUUACUAUUUCUAAUAAUAUAAAAGAGAAUAGCCAACAAAACUGUGAGAAUAUUGAACGAAUUAACAAUUCUAGCGAUUAUUUUUACAAAUAUGGAUUUGAUUCAUUAAUGAGUGGGCUAAAAAUGUUACUUUCGAAAGAGAAUGAUAUAAUCAGUCUUCUUAAUAUUCUUAUAAUUCUAAUGGAUAGGUGGGAAAUGGGAACAACAAUUGUACCUAAUAUAUUUAUACCUUUGUUCUUAUCGAUACAAAAAUUUUCUCAAAAUUUAAACAUUCUUUUAUUGGCAAAUACCUUUUUUGAUAUGAUCGAGACAAACAUUAUAUGGGGAAAAAUUUAUGAAUACUUUCUUGAAACAAAAAAUAUGUCUUUCUUGGAUUUUAUUCUUAAAGAAUUUAAUGUAUCACAAGAUGAAGAAAUUAUUGUACGACAUUUGCCCCUAGUCCUAUUAUCAAUAAUCUAUAUUGAAGAUGGCUUCUCGGAAGAAACUUCCGACGUCAACAGUUAUAGCGUUUGCCACAGAAUUUUAAGCAUCAUUCCAGAAAGGGCAUUCUUACCAUUGAAUACCUGUUCAUAUGCAAACCUUGAAACUUAUAAAAAUGAUGAACUUAUAACUAAAAUCAAAGACUACUACACGUUAAUAUCAAAUCCACUUGAAAAUAAUGACGGUGAAUCAGAUACCCAAAUUGAUCCCGUAUUUAAUGCAUCUGAUUCGACAUAUCUGAUAUUCAAGGGGUGUCGAACUAAGUUAUUGGAAAGUCUAAAAUCUAAUAUUAAUGUUAUAGACUCCUCUGAAAUAUUUGUCAACCUAUUCGAAAAAAUACCAAAUUCGUCGGAUAAUGAACUUGCUACUGAACAAUUAUUGUUAAAUCAUUCCUUUAUUGAAACUAUUAUGAAUGUUGCAACCAAGGAUGACCUAAGUUCAAAAUCAUUGCAUGGUAUUACUAUUUUGUUCACCAGAUAUUUAUGGAAUUCCAAUUCCUUAGUAGAGUCAUUAAAGAUCCUAAAAGUCUUAGUUGAGGCAAUGUGGAAAUAUUUUUUACAGCCUGAUAGUCGUGAUGAUGCGAUGAAAGAUAUAAUAUUAUUAGAAAGAAACUUAAAACCUGAAUAUGUCCAAGCAGUUUUAGCCAGUUGUUUUCAAAAGGAACAAGAUAUUACUGAUAAAAUAAAAAUCAUGGAAUUAUUUUGGAAUAAUUUUGAAAAAAACUCUACUAUUUUAAACAGACUGUUGGAAAUGUUACUAGACGAACUAUUGGAUGAGCAAAGUCCAAAUUAUUUAUAUGUUUCUAGAUGGGUUCAAAAAACACUAAAAACUGAUUCAUUGAAUAAGAUCUUUGAGCAUCUAUUGAAAAAUAUUGUGAGUUUUAAAUUUUUCGAGAAUAAGAUCAUUUCUGAAAUAGAUGACUUGGACAUGUUCACUUAUAGAAUUCAGGUAAUUACGGCAGUGUUGAGAACAGACAAGCAUGCUUUACUAAAGCAUAUUUCGAAACAUACAAUUGAUCAAUUACUAUUGGACUAUGGUCAGAAAGAGAGUAUUAGUUCUUACAAGAAUUUCCUAUUAAAUGUUAUAAUCAAAUUCCUGAAAGUUGAUAACAAUCAUCAUUCGAAUAGCGUUAGAAGUGCUUUAGUACUUCUAGACCUAAUACUAGAUGGUAGCGAAUUUAAUUUUAAAGAAAUUAUUGUGGAAUUGAUGGAAUUAUCUUCAAAAUAUAUAGAAGAAAAAGGAGUUGAAUCUGAAACUAUAUCAGUAUCUUUAUUGAAUAUUGUUUCAAAAGUUUUAAAGCUAUCUCAUGCAAAUGGCAUGGCUCUUGAUACAUUUGAUGGGACUUCUACACACGGAAGCUAUAUGGAUUUUCUGAUGAAAAUAAUAAAUCAUAUGGAUGGUCCUAUCAUUAUUCCAUCGUAUAUCAAGUUGGUCUCUGAAAGUAUAAGUUAUAUUGAACAUGAUAUCUUUAAAUAUUUACUGCCAAUGACAAAUUGUUUCAUAGAUAAAUGUAGAACUAAUCUGAAAGAAGAGCAAACAAAUAAUGGCUUUUAUGAAUCAAUCUCCGUGAUACUAAAUGGACUUGAAGAACUGAUAGAGCUUUCUCAUGGUUAUUUAUUGGCAGAUGAAAGAGAAGGUUUGUUCUCUCAAUCAAAUAAUAAGGGAGAUUUUUUGCAAUCCAUUGUGACUAAUGUGUUUUCUGGUGAAGCAUCUGAGCAUGAAACGACUUUGCAUUCUGAGAAACUAGUUGUUUUGCAAUCAAUACAACAGAUUGUAUUAUUUGCUGUUGAUGCUUGGUGUUGGACUAACGAUAUAAUUAUGAAAAAUGAUAAAUUAUUUCAUAAGAACAGUAUAAUCUUUAAAUUUAAAUUUAGGAUAAAAAUUAUAUUGGAAAAAUUAUUUCUCCUUGAACCACUCGAAGUGUUAGAGAAUAUUCUAUCCACCUACAGUGAAUACUAUACGUUAUCUAUUAUCCAAACAUUAGAUGGAAAUAAACCUAAUAUCACUCUUCCUCAUUUGUUCAACAGUAUUAUUUUAAGAGAGAAUCCGAGUAAUGUGAUCAAAUUUUCUAAUACUUCAUCAAUUACAAAAAACAAUACAUCUCGUAAUAACCAGAAGAUUGAUUCAUCCAUGAAAAAUAGAGUAACGUGUAAUGAUUUGGUUUUGUUCCUAAUUGAAUACCUUAAAACUAUGGAAAAUGCGUCUAUGGAAGAAAUUUAUAACAAUUUAGUCUUAUUUUUGAAAGAAAUCAGUUCCAAUUCGCCGCAUUACUCGGAUAUCUCUAUUAAUUUGUUGUUAUUCAUAGCCAUUUCUGAAGAAAAGUUAGAGAAGACAAAAUUUGGUGAACAGAAGAAUAUUAGGAAGGAAUUAUCUGACAUAUUCAUAAAAUUUAUAACAAUUUGUAUGGCAAAUUUGCAGAAAAGUGAUCUAAGAGAUUUGAAUGAAGAAAGUAAAAUUAUUCAGAUGGUUGUUUCUAAAUUGAAAUAUUGUGUCAAUGAUGUAGCAGGCUCAGAUAAAUAUAAUAACAUUUUACAAAUGAUUAUUACCUGUUGUAUAACACCAUCUGUCAAAAGUAUGGUUGAAAAUGAAGUCCAGACAGAUAUAUUGGAAUUAUGUCGUGAAAUUUCAACUCAAAAUCCUAAUUUGAAAUCCUGGAAGGCAAUGUUUAAUGAUAUUUUGAUGAGUGAUAAGAAAUUUCCAAAAAUUAUUGUUAAUCAGUUAUGGCGUGAGAUAUUUUUUAACUGGUCUCAAUAUCCUGAAUUUAAAACAAAAUUGAUUCCAGAAAUCAUAGCUCUGAUAGAGGCUAAAAAUAUGACAAUAACUCCAACAAUCAUUAAUUUCGGAUCAUCGAAUGCUUCUGAACUUAAGUGCAAAAUAUUUCACUUCUUAAGAAUAGCGUUCUUGUUAGCAAUAGCUCCUAUUGAUAAUUACUUGGUGAACUUUAAAGAUAUGUUAACAUUAGUUUUGAAUUAUAUUGAAUUGAAAAAUGAUGAAAUUAGAUCUAUGGCUUGGCUUCUCUUAAGAGUCAUGUUAAUGAAAUUCUCUAAUUCUCAUUUCAUGAAUCACUGGAACAACAUUACUUUUGCUUUACAAAUUCAGAUUCAAGAAUUUUAUGAAAAGCUUCGUUUCCAAGAAAAAAUUAACUCUAAGUUAGUAUUACAGGAAUGCAAAACUUUAGACUUACUUUUGACAUUAAACAUAGAAGAUUUUUCUUCGACAAAUAAUUGGUUAUUUAUCAUUGAUACAAUAGAUUGUUUUAAGAAAACUAACAGUUACGUAUCUUUAAUCGAUGAAAUAGCCGAUUUAAAAGAUUUUAGUAAUUCAAAUAAUAGUGAUAUUAAACUUGAAAACGAAUCUGAAAUAAUGAGAAAACCAUUAUUGAAUGGUAUUCACGGAAUAACUUCAUAUACUCAAUUAAAGAAUUUCUUUUUGGAGUUAAGCUAUUUAAAUUAUGAAUCUAUCUUUAGUUUGAAUAUUUGCGACACAGAGGCAAUUGAAAACGAUAUGUUUCAAGACAUAUAUUAUGAAAUCCAAAGUAAUGUAUAA
Molecule: messenger RNA, 5070 nt
Organism: Tetrapisispora phaffii CBS 4417
Lineage: Eukaryota; Fungi; Ascomycota; Saccharomycetes; Saccharomycetales; Saccharomycetaceae
Exons: 1
Coding region: 1-5070 (1689 amino acids)
Biological process (GO): Golgi to endosome transport
Cellular component (GO): endosome; trans-Golgi network
Source: RefSeq, a predicted model, not a curated record